AUAUGUUAUAACACAUUUAUUUUAUGAGACACCACGUGCAGUACUCCGUGAGUAUCGAUCGACUGACGAGACGCACAAAUAUCCUAUUACCUAUUACUGUAGUUACUCCCUGGCGCAGGCGCUGCUUUCUGUGAACUGCACGCAUGUUUAAGUCGAUUCAGUAGCAUCCGCGCGUUCUGUGAGUAAUCAUGGAAAUCAAUGAACGUGUCAUGUCACAUUUGGACGCGAGUGAUUACAGUAUUCAGUUGAACCGAUGGUUCCUAAAACCAGUGGGAGCUUGGCCAAGUUCGGCCUCAACGACCAUCAAAGAAAAGGUGAUUUCAAUAGUACUGAUAAUCAUCUGCUAUUCAUUGAUAGGCUACACGGUCAUACCUUGCAUCUUGAACAUCCUGCUCGAAGAAACCGAUAUGCAUAAAAAGUUACAAGCUGUUGGUCCGUUAAAUCACUGGAGUAUGGGCGGCAUGAAUUACUUCUCACUGUUGUUUCGCAGCCGCGAUAUAUACCGUUGCGUGGAGCACGUGAGGACUGAUUGGCGGAUGAUGACAGAUACAGAAGACCGGCAAGUGAUGCUGAAAUAUGCCAAAUUUGGCCGUUUUGUCGCUGGAUUGUGCGCAAUUUUCAUGCAUGGCGGUGUGUUCUCGCAUAGCGUGAUGCAGGGCAUCAUGCCUACAUUUGUAUAUAUUGGGAACGUGAGCGUGUCAAUACAUGUAUUACCGUGUCCCACGUACAGCAAGUUCAUAGAUAUUACGAAGAGCCCAGCGGGCGAAAUUGCGUUUACCGUGCAGCUCAUCUCGAGCAUCGUCGUCAAUUCCGUCACCGCCGGUGCCUGCAGUCUCGCAGCGGUGUUUGCGAUGCACGCGUGUGGCCAGUUAAAUAUAUUGAUGAGAUGGCUGGACCAGUUGGACGAUCGAAAGCAGCAGGAUAUGGUACAGCAUCGAUUGGCAAUCAUUGUGGAGCACCAUCUGAGAGUGUUAAGCUUCGUGGCACAAAUGGAAGCACUUUUAAAUCAGAUAUGUUUUGUAGAAGUGCUAGGAUGUACGUUUAACUUAUGUAUGCUCGGAUAUUAUGUCAUUACGGUACGCUAAAAAAUUAAAAAGGUGAAUAUGUAAU
Acromyrmex echinatior (Panamanian leafcutter ant) is the source of this 1110-nucleotide messenger RNA. RefSeq names its product odorant receptor 82a-like. Gene Ontology annotation, biological process: sensory perception of smell; detection of chemical stimulus involved in sensory perception of smell. The record is from RefSeq and is a predicted model, not a curated record. Gene Ontology annotation, cellular component: plasma membrane. Gene Ontology annotation, molecular function: odorant binding; olfactory receptor activity. NCBI's taxonomy places the organism in Eukaryota, Metazoa, Arthropoda, Insecta, Hymenoptera, Formicidae.